Messenger RNA from Didymodactylos carnosus, 1695 nucleotides. Lineage: Eukaryota; Metazoa; Rotifera; Eurotatoria; Philodinida; Philodinidae. The record is from the annotation of a GenBank genome assembly.
AUGGCUAUGCAUGUUCCCAAAGCGCCAGGCUUUGCCUCGAUGAUGAAAGAAGGAGCAAGAUAUUCGCAAGGUCUCGAUGGAGCCGUUUAUCGUAAUAUAAAUGCUUGUAAAGAAUUAUGUGAAACAACGUCGAGUAGUUUUGGUCCCAAUGGUUUAAAUAAAAUGGUUAUUAAUCACAUUGAAAAAUUAUUUGUUACAAACGAUGCUGCAUCUAUUUUGCGUGAAAUUGAUGUUGUUCAUCCGGCCGCUAAAAUUCUCACGUUAGCGAGUGAAAUGCAAGAAAAAGAAGUGGGUGAUGGUACAAAUUAUGUCAUUUUGUUCGGUAGUAAAUUGCUAGAAAACGCUGAAAAUUUAUUACGUAUGGGUUUAUCACAAAGUGAAAUUAUUGAUGGUUAUUUGUUAGCACUGGAAAAAACAUUAGAAAUAUUACCAAAAUUAGAAUUAGAUGUCGGUGUUAAAUUAACAAAAGAUAAUCUGAAUGAACAUUCUCAAUUAAUAACAAAAGUCUUACAAACCUCGAUUGGUAGUAAAUUAUUUGGCUAUCAUGAAUUUUUAGGUGAUUUAGUAGCACAGGCUUGUUUAACUGUAUCCAGAGCAUUCGAUGACGGUGUGCAUAGUUUUAACGUUGAUAAUGUGCGCAUAUGUAAAAUAUUGGGUGGUGGUUUGUUACAAUCAACAAUGGUAUCCGGUAUGGUUCUCAAACGUGAAGUCGAUAGUGAAAUAACAAAAGUACAACAGGCGAAAAUAGCUGUUUUUAGUUGUCCGAUUGAUAUACAAGUAACAGAAACAAAAGGUACCGUGUUACUGAAAUCAGCUGAUGAAUUAUUGUCAUUUUCAAAAGACGAAGAAACCGGAAUUGAAUCAACAAUAAAGGCGAUACAUGACUGCGGUAUUAAUGUUAUUGUUAGUAGUGGUAAAAUAGGUGAAAUGGCGCUACAUUUCUUAAAUAAAUAUGAAAUAAUGGCCGUCCGUUUAAUGUCAAAAUUUGAUUUACGUCGUGUCGCUAAAACAAUUGGUGCUGUAGUUUUACCUAAAUUACGUCCUGCAACUCACGAAGAAAUGGGCUAUUGUGAUAGUAUCUACCUAGAUGAAAUCGGUGAUACAUCAGUAAUUGUAUUCAAACAUAAAAAGUCAUCGAUAUCAACAAUUAUACUUCGUGGUUCAACCGAACAAGUUCUUGAUGACUGUGAACGUGCUUUAGAUGAUGCCAUCAAUAAUUUCAAAGCAUUAACAAAAGAACAAAUAUUGUUACCGGGUGGUGGUGCAACAGAAAUUGAAUUAGCACAACAAUUGACAGCAUAUGCACAAAAAUGUCCAGGUAUUGAACAGUAUGCUAUUAAACGUUUUGCUGAAACAUUCGAAUGUAUACCAAAAAUAUUAGCAGAAAAUUCUGGAUGUAAAAGUACUGAAAUAUUAGCGAAAUUAUAUGUUGGACAUCAAGAUAAUCAUAAUCUUGGAUUUUUAAUCGCACGUAAUCAAUCAACGAAAAGAGAAGAACAAACAACAGACAUCAUCUGUGAUGCAUCUGAUAUGAAAUUGAAUGAAUUAUAUGAUUUGUAUAUUACAAAAAAAUGGGCAGUAAUGUAUGGGACAAAAGCAGCAUGUACCGUUUUAAGCGUCGAUGAAAUUAUUUGUGCUAAACCAGCAGGUGGUCCGAAGCCAAAAGAGAAUAAAGGAUGGGAUAAUGAUGAUUAA